Cladocopium goreaui is the source of this 4326-nucleotide messenger RNA. The record is from the annotation of a GenBank genome assembly. Lineage: Eukaryota; Dinophyceae; Suessiales; Symbiodiniaceae.
AUGAAGAGGAAGUUGCAGCAGAGACCGCCCUUGAGUGUUGCUCAAGUGAAGUCGCUAGAGCUAUAUGUCAGCAACAUGAUGGGCACUCCACGAGAUGUCUAUGCUGCGGGGUUUUGGUGCUUCAGCUAUUCGUACCUGUUUGCACUCAUUUCUGGACUCAUCGUCUUGGCUUUGCUGGUGCCGAUCUUGCGUCAGUUAGCUCGAUUGAGCUGGAUGCGACGGCAACAAACUGACCGCCAUACUGCCUACCACGAGGCUUUGAAACAACCUUGGGAGAAAAGGGUCAUGGCCCAGAUUUGUGGUGCUUCACAGCCAAGGCUUCCUAUGCCCUGGCUUGCUUUACCAAGUGUGGGUCGUAGAAACAGUUUGAUGGGCGCCACUCCCUUGGAAGAGCCACCGGAGAAGAAAGCCCUGCGAACACCUUUUCAUUACAGACGCUUGUCAACAACUCGACUGGCUCAAACAGAUGACCAGCUCAGAGCGAAAGCCUUGCGACGCUUGAGGGACUUGGUUUUGGUGGCUCCUGAUCAGUCUAGGUUGGGAAGAACUUUGCUGGACGUUUCUGGACAGCUCCCUGGAGAAGAUCGCAUUUCCAGUGUUUUUGCAGAUGCUUUCAGGAGCCGUGCAACAUCACCACUGGCAAAGCGGUCAAUGGACUACUACAAGAUGGCAGUCUGGAUGGACCAACAGCUGGACCUCAGACCAAUUCAGGUGUCUGAGAAUGUGGUCUAUCAGUACCUCUCAUUUUUGAGAGAAUCAGGGUCAGCCCCGACCUUAGCGGAUGCAACGGUGAAAGCAGUAUGGUUCAUGCAUUCAACGGCAGGUUUCCUUGGUUUCCAUGCUGACACGUUUUCAUUAAGAAUUACAGGAGUCUGCAGAGAUAUGUUCAUGCGGAGAAGGAUCUUGAAGCAGGCCCCAGCUUUUCCUGCACGGGUGGUCCGAGCCUUGGAGGAGCAUGCACUUCUGACCAAAAACGCCGUGGAUACCAGAUUUGUCAACUUCAUCCUCUUUUGCACUUUCUCUAGUUGCCGUGUUGGAGAUGCUUCGAAGAUUACAGCGGUGACUUUUUCUCAAUUCCAAGAGGUGUGUCUUGUGGGGGCUGCAACAACGGUAGCCAAGAACACCGCAACCAUGGAACGUAGGAGAAUGUUGUUGCCUUUCAUUGCAGUAGGCCGUUUCCUGGACAGGCGUUUGACGACGGCAGAAGCGAACAUGUGGCUCGAAGAGAUCCUCAUGCGUGUUGGCCUUACGUUGUCAGAAGCUUGCAGGAUUUGCAAGGACAAUGCAGACUUGUUUGAGGGUCCAGAAGAGGUGACAGGGCCGCCUUGCGACUGGGCUGCCUCAGAGUCAGGCGUGUCUGGAGAUGAAAGUUUGCAAGAGGAGUCACAUUUCAUGAGAGUGACUCCCCAAGAAAUGAUUUACUGUCGCAAGCUUUUCUUUGAGGGCAAAACCUAUGCAGUAUCAGAUAUGCAAGCUCGUAUUGACCGCAGUGCUGAUGACAAACCUCGGGUGAUGCCGCUGGCUGAAAGGAUGGCUCGCAUAGAAAGGCAGAAAUCAACGCUGAUUGGAGUUACUUGGACAGCAGAGCUGGAGCCAGCUCAUAAGCUGGUCGACAAGAUCUUGACCAUGAAGGAAGAUGGCACUUUAGUGUUUAUUCCACCUCAGAAGUGCAUCAGCCGCAUCCAGGAGAUCCAACAAGAGAAACACGAGGUUGCCUUAACCUUCGAUGCUGCUGGGAAUGUCAAGAUGGGCAAGCGUGCUGAGGAGUUGAAAUGUGAUACCAAUGGAGACUUGAACCUGAGGAACGCAUGGACACGCCGAAACUUAGCAUUUGACCAGGCUGGUUUGGCUAGUUUUGUUGUACUGGGAAAGUGGGCAACGAAGCUGAUGCUGGCAAAGCUCAAAGAGCCGCCUCCAGGUUACAGAUACAUUUCGACCCAGCAGAUUUGCGAAUGUGACAAAGAGUUUUGGAUGUUGCUUUCCCAGCAGAGUAGAGGAAACUUGCACUCUCUUCAUCCAGAUGUUUAUCCUCUGGACAACUUGAUCGAGCAGUUGACAGUGUCCCCAGAGGUGCUGGGCUUUUUGUCUCCACUUCCAGGCCAAAAACGUGAAGCCAACGAAUCAUCAGCAGCACCGGCUCCUAAAAAGCCAAAGCCGGCAGCAGAGGCGAGUGGAGGCGCCCCAAAGGCGCCGGCAGCACCUUCCGGUAGCAACUGGAGAAAGCUUCCUCAAGGCUGUCAGCGUAAAGGGCAGAAUGGUUGGCGUUGCCUUAAAUAUCAGUGGGGACUUUGCAACAAGCAGAAGGAAAACAAGUGCAAGUUUGGAAUCCAUGAGUGCUUCAAGUGCGGAGCAAAGGAACGUUCCUUAGUAAUAUCCCUGCAUCGACAAGGGGCUCCUGAACUAGCCCCACUGCGAGAUGAACAGCAUUUGCUGGGGAAGCCCAAUUUGAAGCCUCAUGACAAGACUGCGGGGGAAGAGAACGAGGUGGACAACCAAUUCAAUGUGGACAACCAAUUCAAUGAGGAACAGAACGCAGAUGAGAUGAUCAAAGGGGGGGACAGUGGAACAACUGGAGAUGACUGCAGCGAUGAACAGGAGCCUGGCAAGGGCGAGGCACGAAUGCUGAGUUCCGUACCAAGAGGCGAAGGGCUUCCAUUGCUCCCUCAGCCUGCUGGCAACGGAUGGCUUAGAGUUCCCAUGACAGCUUCCAUGGGUGGUCCACUCCGGGAACUCGACAAGGUCAUUGGAUGGAUUCGCGAAUUGCAGUUCGAUCCUGACAGCACGAGAUCAGGUUAUUUCAAUGUACCAAUGGGUGCAGCAGAACCUGAGACCGUAGACGUUGAGGAAGAAAACGAUUCAGCUUCUGACACGGAGGACUCUGCAGAUGAAGAGCCUAGCGAAGAACAGCAACGAGAUCUGGAGCGAGCCACCGAUGAUGUUGUUGGAGAAUGGAGUGAGCACUCAACUGUCGAAGGCUUGCAACUCGAGACUGCUCAUGCAGAACGUGUCGAAGAUGCGCCCGUCAGAAAACUGGCCCAACCUGAGAGAGCGGACCGUUUGGAGGGACAACAGAAACGUUUGAUUGGUCUCAAGAUCACAGGAAAGCUCGACAAGGAAAUGAAACUGGAGGCCGACCUGUCCAAUGACAUGCUCCUCAGGUUGUGCUUGAUGAGGUUGAAACACUGGGUGAGUGUAGCAAAGAGCCUGGAACUGGAGGAAUUGAAUUUGAAGAAAAACAUGGAGCCUGGAGUGAAGGCCAUCUUGAGGCCUGCGAUUUUGGGAAAGGUGAAAUCAAGUGAUGUUGAUGACGACGCGCGGAAGCUCUGGGACAUCACAUGUGAAGAAGCCUCCAAUUUGCAUUGGAUGAGGGGACCUUUGGGCGAAGAUGCUGUAUUUAAGGAACUUGGGCAACAUUGGCUACCAGUACGCAGGACACUUGACCAAAUCGUGUGGGUUGGUGCCGCGAUCGCCAGAGCUUUGAUGCACAAGCGUGAGCCCUGUCGACCAGUCAUUACAGUGUUUCGAAGGUCGCGUCCUGCCUUUCGGGGCCACAGCCUCGGUCGUCCACUUCAACAGGUGCUUGCCACCUCCACCAUGAGCACUAUGACAGCCAUGCUUGACCUCUUGGGUUUCGAAUAUGCCAAACAUAAACUGCAACCAUUUGCACCCAAAGCCAAUGUCUUGGGCGUCACAGUGGAUUUUGAGAAAGUUUGCGAAGACAAGGUGCUGAUUGGUAACAAAGCAGGUAGGAUAGAUGAAGUCAGGUCGUCUGUCACCAAAGCGCUUGAAAGUGGAACCAUGUCGUCAAGAGAGUGUAGCCGACUUUUGGGUAGGCUUCAAUACAUUGACUCCUUUGUGAUGGGUAGAGAUGGAAAGCUAGCAAUGACUGAACUCAGAGGCAACAUUAGGAAUGACUCUAGACUCGUUCACUUGUCCAACGAGGCCAAAGGGUCCCUGCAGCUGAUGAUGAGUAGGAUAGACAGUGGUAGGCCCAGAGAGCUACCCUGCUCACAUGAACACAGGCCGGUUCUAGUUUUCACCGACGGUGCCAGCGAGGGAAACUUGAAUACCAUAGGUGGCCUUUUGUUUGUCGAUGGACAGUUUAGAUACUUCUCCUGCCAUGUGCCUCAAAGCCUCGUGGACACGUGGAUGGCUAACUCUAAACACGUCAUUGCAAUGGUUGAGCUGUAUGCAGUAGUUGUUGCGCGGUUUGUCUGGAGCAAAUUUCUUGGUGGUAGGAAGGCUAUAGCGUUUGUAGACAACGAGUCAGCCAAGGAAGCUCUUGUGAAAGGGUCGUCCUUCAAUGCCCACUUCCGUGCUAAUUAG